AUGGCGGGCAACCCCCAGCCCCAGUCGGCACCCAUGCUUGAUCCAGCCCGCACUGUUACUAUCAUGCCCGCGCGCGUCCUGUCCAUGAACGCGGCUGGCGGCUACGACCCCGAUGCCAUCACCGUGGUUGGUUCAAGGCCCGGCUCUUACAAGUCCAGCGAGCCACUUAGUCCCAGUGCAAGUCAAACAGACAAGGCCGUCGACAAUGCAGCCGCGUAUUGCGAUACCGGUACUUCGGUCGCAGCCGCGGAGUCGCAAGACAUCCCUCGAGAACACGCAGAGCCCCCAACUGGGGCGGAUAGCCCCGGAUAUCUUCGCAUUGCUAUAAUGAGAAAGAACAUCCUGUCCUCAGAGAAGAUCUUUGUACUUGUGUCGAUCCUCUUGUUGGCGACUGUACAAAGCCUGGACAACUUCAUGCGUGUCCUGUACCAGUAUGAGGUUGCCACAAGCUACCAAAGGAGCGGGAUGCUUGGGGCGCUCAAUACCGUUCCUACUCUUGUCGCCGCUGCCAUGACCCCAUUGAUCUCAAAGAGCGCAGAUGUAUUUGGCCGUCCGGAAACUCUCAUCGCCUCUAUCGCGUUCUACGCACUAGGCACUGCCUUACAAGCUAUGGCUACCACAAUCCAAAUCUUCUUGGGCGGCACCGUCAUUUGGGCUAUCGGUUUUCUGGGAGUCAUUUCAAUGUUUGAGAUCAUAAUUGCGGACCUUACAUCGAUGAGACUGAGAGUAGUCGUGUUUUACUUGCCCGCCCUUCCGUAUCUCGUGACGACCUGGUUCAGUGCCGUGCUGAGGAACGCCCUUGUCGAAGCCUGUCCCCCAGUGAAGUGGCGUUUCGCUUGGUCGGCAAUUCUGUACACCGUAUGCUCUGUGCCCUUGGUCAUAGGUCUGUUUACAAUCGAGCGCAACGCGAAGAAAAGACUGUCCCCGUCUGAGCUUGAGAACGCGAUGAGGAUCCCUGUUCGAGGUUGCGUCUCUCGCCUAUUCCUACGCCUCCGGCAAAUGGACCUACUUGGAUGGAUUUGCUUCAUGGGCAUCGUGGUAUGUCUCUUGGCGCCUUGGGCAUCGUUGCCGCUCGUGGUCCCACACCGCCAGGGAUACGGGUCAAGCCCCGCUACAAUCUCCAUGACUAUUACCGGGCUGCUCUGUAUCGUAAUAUUUUACUACGUGGAGAAGUAUUCAAAGUAUUCCAUGUUUCCAAGUCAGCUGCUUGGGGAAAAGAGAAUCGUGACAGCUCUCAUCAUGGGAUUCCUCUAUCAUAUGGCAUACUAUGUGCAAUCCACAUACCUUCUAAUUGCACUGGGAAUUCGAUACAACAAUAAUGACGACAAUUCGGCACACAUCGUGGGCCUGUAUACAUUCACUUCCACACUGGUAGGCCUCUUCAUCGGGGUCAUUAUCAGCAUAACCCGUGACCUCAGGUGGUAUCUUCGAUUUGGUGCAAUAUUCUACCUCGCCUCCUUCGUGCUCCAGUAUACUCGCGCGAGUGGAGCAGAUAACGUCAGCCAGCUUGCAGUCACUUGCUCACAAGUACUAUUGGGCAUCGCCGGAGGAUUAUUCCCAUUUCCAGCAAUGGCUUUCGUUCAAGGAGCGCGAGAUCAUGCGCAGCUGUCUACACUUCUCGGCGCUUAUAUGACGGCGUGUCGGGUUGGAAGUGGCGUCGGACAGUCGCUUGCUGGCGCGAUCUGGACGAACGCACUGCUCCCCAAGCUCCACCAAAGUCUCGAAUGGAUCGUCACCGAAAAUGAAAUCGACAUGAUGUACGCUAUGCCCACGGCCCAUGAAGAUCUGUACCCUUGGGGAUCGCCUCCCCGGGUGCCUAUGGUGGAAGCCUUUGUCCAAAGUCACCGCUAUCUAUGCGCCAUUGGCAUCAUAGCUUCUAUGCUCUUAAUCAUAUUGGCCUUCCUGGUCAGAGAUGCGUCCUUGGACCCACUACCGGAGGAUGAAGGCAUUGACCUGAAGCCACGGCAAGAAGACGUGCAGCUCAAACAAGCGUCGGAGACAAUAAUUCCACGCUCCCUUCGUCCCAGCCGCCAUCCGAUCAUCAUGUGA
This is a messenger RNA of Paraphaeosphaeria sporulosa, 2049 nucleotides long. Its product is annotated as MFS general substrate transporter. Gene Ontology annotation, biological process: transmembrane transport. Bases 1 to 2049 code for a protein of 682 amino acids. Lineage: Eukaryota; Fungi; Ascomycota; Dothideomycetes; Pleosporales; Didymosphaeriaceae. Gene Ontology annotation, molecular function: transmembrane transporter activity. The transcript is spliced from 7 exons. The record is from RefSeq and is a predicted model, not a curated record.